Molecule: messenger RNA, 2992 nt
Organism: Bactrocera neohumeralis
Lineage: Eukaryota; Metazoa; Arthropoda; Insecta; Diptera; Tephritidae
Gene: ppk9
Product: sodium channel protein Nach
Exons: 9
Coding region: 1-1896 (631 amino acids)
Biological process (GO): sodium ion transmembrane transport
Cellular component (GO): membrane
Molecular function (GO): ligand-gated sodium channel activity
Source: RefSeq, a predicted model, not a curated record
AUGCAAUCAGGCGAAGAUUUUUCUAGCCGAGCCACCAGCACAAUUACUGGCUCGCUGACCAACUCAACAGCUUCACUACUGACCAACGAACAAGAGCAACAACAAUACAUACCAGUUGAACGCGACCCAUUUGGAUUACUGAAACCCAAGGCAAUGAAAGCGACAACGGGGCAAGGCUAUCGUCAGCCAUGGCGGCAAUCUAUGGACGGUGCAAGUGCACAAACGCAGGCCGCUGCUUUUGUUACGCCCAACUCAGGUCAAAAGCUGCCACACUAUACGAAAUUGCAGUAUCGUGGUGAUAUACGGUCACCCAAAGCCGUUACGUCCACACAAGUGGAGCCAGGCACUUUCUAUGCAGGCGAUUUGGAAACGGUGGAGGAGAAGCUUCAACAAAAGCAACAACAACAGCAACAACUGAUACCAAUAGCUAAGUCGCACUCAACGGCCUCCAGUAUACGACGCAUACGGCGACCACGUCAAUGGGUGGCGCCACUAAAGCGGCUUUCGCGCGCGGAAGAGAAGGCGACACAGGCGGCGAAGUUGGGCAUUUUGCUUAAAGGACGUGCAUUCAUUUUCGAGUUUCUGCAAGGCUCUUCCAUACAUGGCUUCAUCUAUUUGGCAAAAAUCGGGCUGAGUAUAGUCGAGCGUAUGAUUUGGCUCGCCUUCAUCUGUUUGGCGCUCUUCGCCAUCAUUUCGUUGAGUAAACGUACGUGGGAACGUUUUCAGACAUCACCCAUGGUCAUAUCUAUGGAUCGCAAUAAGUUGGUGUGGAAUACAAGCUUUCCCUCGCUCACUGUUUGUCCGCAUAAACGCAUUGAUGAAUUAAAAGUUGAGGAGUACAUGGAGAAACAUCCCGAAACCUUCGAAACGGAACAGGAUCGUAUCGAUUUUCAUGCUUUCAUCGAGAAGUUGGCGCGUCUCACCUAUGAAAAUAUUGAAACACUACCGCGUAAUAAAACUUUCGGCAUACCGAGCAGCAAGUACCUGGAUUUGCUGUAUGAACUCAAGUGGAACUUCGAGCCGGAGAUGAGUAGUGGCGCCGCCGUGCAAAUGUUCAUAUAUGAAACACUCACCGAAUUCGGUAUUUGUCAUUCGGUGAACUCGCUUGUGGCCCGUUAUAAUUCUUAUGACUAUUGGAAACGCAACGACUGGAACAUACUGGAUCAUGGAGAUCGUGUCACCGUCCACCCGCUAGAUGGUGAAAUUUAUGCACAGAUUAUAAACCUCUCCACCGCGUAUGAUGUCUAUUUUCAUGGCUCAGGUGAUAUACCGAACAUAUCCAAGCAACGUUACACAUUUCCAGAAACCGAUUAUACGACAGUGGAAUUGAUCGCGCUAGAGAUCUACACAGCGGAGGAGGCGAGGGCCUUCACCACCAAACAACGCAAAUGUCGCUAUCAAUACGAGGCCGAGGAGAUGCUAACUUCGCCCAUUUACAGUUUCGGACUCUGCUUGGCCGAGUGCCGCAUGUUCUUCGCGCUUAAAGUGUGCGGUUGUGUGCCGCAUUUCUAUCGCAAUCGCUUGAAAAAUGGACGAGUUUUGCGUAUUUGCGACUUCGAUGGACUUGCCUGUUUGGAGGAUAUAAAAAGAGAAAUCAUCUCGCUCAAGUCCAGCCGGUAUAAAAUCGAUUGUCAUUGCCUGUCAAAUUGCGAUGACUCCAAUUUCUUUGUGCAGUCCCAUCGAUCCAGAGUUUGGUUUUUGGGCGCAAACCUCCAGUGGGGCAUUAUAGACUAUCCAAAAAUGCAGCUUAGACGUGAUGUGCUCUUCUCCUUUGCUGAUGUGUUGGUUUAUAUUGGCGGUCUAAUUGGCUUUUUCCUGGGUUGCAGUGCUCUAAGCUUCACGGAAGUCAUCUACUAUUUUACCGCCCGUCUUGUGAAGAGAUUGUUUUGGACAUAAAAAGUGCUACAACAUGCUAUCAUAACAUAAAACGGAAUCAGCUUAUUGAUAAAAAUAAAAGUAUUCAAUGAAAAUUAAAGCCUUAAAAAGCACAAAAAAGCUCUACAGCUAAAAGUGGCGUCAUUAUGGCGACCACAGACCGAUUUGUUUACGCACAAAACAAAUGAACGCACGAGUUGUUUUAAAACUACACUGAAUAAAUAUCAAGUAUAAACAAUUUAUACAUACACACAUACUGAUAUUUUUAAAAUUAAGCGUUCUAUAUAGCUUUGGCCCCAACUACCUACUACAUGCUGACAUGUAAAAAUUAACGAACCGCUGCCUGUACUACUCAUGCCAUUCGAGGACCACGCUUAAUGCCGGUUAUUUAUGCCGGAAACGUCGCCAGUAUUUUUGGCUUAAUGCUACAACAACAAAAAGUACACACACAUACAUACAUAUGCAUACAUAUAGUAUAAAAUUAAUAUGGACGCUUGUUUAUUGACUAUAAGCCCAGAAAAUUGUUGAACAAAUAAACAAAUCAACAUUCAACAGAAAUUGUGGCACCACAAUCAACUUUCCGUUUUAUUGAUACAAAAUUGUUUGGAGAGUGAGGUUAGAAAACCAUUCCAUAUCCUUGUAGUACUACCACACAAAACCCAUUCCAUUAGCAAUAUGACUUUGGAAAAAAGAAGAAAACUAAAUGACCACGCGUGGCAUCACUGUGGCGUCACCAAAAUCAAACGUUAUGUGGCAGCAGUAAGAGCAAGCUAAUAGGGAGCAGAAUGUGUCUUGCCUUUCGAUACAUACGUACAUCCUCGUCUAUGUGCGCCCAGCGUAUUUGCGACAAAUUGCCAGAUACAAGCCAUAAAUGGCAAAGGGUAGAAAUCUGCAAAGGUUGUACAACUUCCGACCAACGGAAUUUCACUUUGAACAUCAACAAGCCCACGGGCCGAAGAACUUUUAUUAUUCAUAAGCGGAGUCCGUGAAACAGUCAGUCAAUUUGGCAGUAGUGAAAGCGUCAAUGGUGAAACUAGAAAAAUGUGUUGCUGAUAAAGGCAAUGCGCGUUUUCUGUUAAAAAGGGUGUUUCACAAGUUCAAUACAUCAAAACAUGCA